This is a messenger RNA of Mauremys mutica (yellowpond turtle), 2288 nucleotides long. RefSeq names its product nuclear transcription factor Y subunit beta (gene NFYB). Gene Ontology annotation, cellular component: CCAAT-binding factor complex; nucleus. Lineage: Eukaryota; Metazoa; Chordata; Testudines; Geoemydidae. Gene Ontology annotation, biological process: regulation of transcription by RNA polymerase II. Gene Ontology annotation, molecular function: DNA-binding transcription activator activity, RNA polymerase II-specific; protein heterodimerization activity; RNA polymerase II cis-regulatory region sequence-specific DNA binding. The transcript is spliced from 8 exons. The coding region runs from base 164 to 781 and encodes 205 amino acids. The record is from RefSeq and is a predicted model, not a curated record.
CAACCAGGGCCGCACUGGAGGCUCAGCUGUGUUCAAGUGCAUAAGAAGAGGGAAGUGAAAUUUAUGAGGCCAACAAGUCUGAGUGAAGUGCAAAAGUAACUAGUAACAAAUGGUGACUAGUAACCUAAAUCUGAAAACAUUUCCAUUUUAAUAGAGAGACAAGAUGGACGGUGACAGUUCUACAACAGAUGCUUCUCAGCUAGGAAUUGCUGGAGAUUACAUUGGUGGUAGUCACUUUGUAAUACAGCCUCAUGAUGACACGGAGGACAGUAUGAAUGAUCAUGAAGACACAAAUGGCUCAAAAGAGAGUUUUAGAGAACAAGAUAUAUAUCUUCCAAUUGCAAAUGUGGCAAGGAUAAUGAAAAAUGCCAUACCCCAGACAGGAAAGAUUGCUAAAGAUGCAAAGGAGUGUGUGCAAGAGUGUGUAAGUGAAUUCAUCAGCUUUAUAACAUCUGAAGCAAGUGAGAGGUGUCAUCAAGAGAAACGAAAGACUAUCAAUGGAGAGGAUAUUCUCUUUGCCAUGUCUACCUUGGGAUUUGAUAGUUAUGUUGAACCUUUGAAGCUGUAUCUCCAAAAAUUCAGAGAGGCAAUGAAAGGAGAGAAAGGAAUUGGAGGAACAGUUACAACUGCAGACGGUCUUAGUGAGGAGCUCACAGAAGAAGCAUUUACUAACCAGUUGCCAGCAGGUUUAAUAACUACAGAUGGCCAGCAGCAAAAUGUUAUGGUUUAUACAACAUCUUAUCAACAGAUCUCUGGUGUUCAACAAAUUCAGUUCUCGUGAUUUGAAGAAGGCUUUGGAUUUGGGAAUGGAAGAGACAAGAAAGCUGUACAACUUGUGAGGGGAGACGUUAGUUUAAAAUGACAGAGGAGAGAGUUCUCUUUGUACAUUAAAUAGCUGUAAUGUAGCUACCUGAGGCUUGACUAAUGGAGGUGUGAAUUCUGACUCAAAUCUUUUUUUCAUGAAUUUUAAAAAAAUUGGAUUUUAAGGGUAUUAAAGUAUUUUUGUUUUGUACAAGAGUUUGUUGCUCUGUAUAACUCCUGUAUGCAUUGUAUAUUGCAAUUUAUUACUGUCAGAGAUUUGUAGACAGUUUCUUAUUUUCAUAUUGAAUCAUGUUACUUUUGUAAUUCAGGUAAACAGCUGAGUUUAAUUCAUGUUUACCCUUUAAAUAAAAUAAGGGUAAAGUUCAUUUUGAAUGCAAGUUGCCUUUAUUAUAAAAUUUGAAUUGUUCUUGGUUAUGUAAAUUGUCUUGCAUGUCUUAACUAGAUUUUUAAUGUUGGCAUAUUUAUUGAAAAUUUGAAAGGAAUUUUUUUUAUGAAACUCUAGCAGCUCAAAAGAAUUGUUAGAAUUGUUUUUUAAUGUAACAUUAGAACUUAAUGUUAAUCCAGAAGCAAACAAUUGUUGGAUCUGUUGAAAUUUAGAUAUUUGGUGCCCAUCAACAGUGUUUACUAUAAUGCAAUAGUUAUUUGAGAUAGCUACUACAGGCAUUCAUUAGGCUACUUUUACAAUUAUAUUAACUUAACUCUGUACAGACUUCUGAAGAAUAAUUUGUUAACUUUAAAGUAGUCUUAGAGCUAUUGAAAUAUGCUUUCCCUUUAUGCAUGGUUUUUGGAAAGCCAAAUCCCAAAAUGUAAUUGUUUCCUCGAGUGUUAUAGGAGGAUUUUAUAGUCUUGUGGUAAAUGACCUCAAUUUAACUUUUUAAACUGAAAUAUAAGGUUUGGUUUCCUGUAAGACUGUGGGAACUCUCAAAUGUUUCAGAAAUAGUGUGUACAGCGUGUGUAUGCACGUGUGUACAUGCAUAUGCAUGUGUGAGUGACUGAAAUAUGAAUAGGUGAUAAAAAAAUCUGAAAUGAAAGACUCAAACUUCUAGUUUGUUGUCUCCUUCCUGAUUUUGCAAUAAACUGUACCUAGAUAAUGUAAUUUUGUAUAUUUAGUGAGCUGUUUAGUAACGUUGCUGGUUGGUUUGUUUUUUAAAUAAUUGGGUGAAUAAUCUUGUUAGAUACUUCAGUGUCCUAGACUGUGUUGGUGGUAGUGUACUAGCAUCCCUGUUAUUCAGGCUGAGUUUGGAGACUUAAUAUUUCUAUUUGCAUUUCAGUGAGCUGAAAGUUAGUAUAACCCUCACUCUGCCACCCAUCUCUUUUUUUAACUUAAAAACAAAAACAAACCUUUGGCCUGGUGCCAUAGUUUUCCUGGAGGCUAUUUUGGAAAUGUGAUGUUUAAAACCUUAAUGGACUACAUAACCUGGGUUAAAACAAAACUCAAAAAAAUUAAAUUUCAGAAUUAUGUGCUA